Molecule: messenger RNA, 1089 nt
Organism: Priceomyces carsonii
Lineage: Eukaryota; Fungi; Ascomycota; Pichiomycetes; Serinales; Debaryomycetaceae
Gene: PTC7
Product: type 2C protein phosphatase
Exons: 1
Coding region: 1-1089 (362 amino acids)
Biological process (GO): protein dephosphorylation
Molecular function (GO): protein serine/threonine phosphatase activity
Source: RefSeq, a predicted model, not a curated record
AUGAUAGCAAGGAAGCUUUUAAUAUAUGUACUAAUAGCGGUGAUGUCGAUCCUUUUGUCUUAUACGUGUCGGAGAGGAGCUUUCAGUGGUGGAAAUAUUAUAAAGAGCGGCAUACAUCGGAGAUCAUUUAGCUUCUCGUCGCUUUGGUCGAAAGCCACGGAUGGAGCUAAACCAAGCAGCUGUAUGAUGAGUAGCAAUAUUGAUGGAGGAUUUGAUCAGCUUUCAAACUAUUAUAUUGCGGUCGCAUAUCAAGCAAAAGAUAGGGAGGAAUCUAAUGUGUUCAAAAAGAAACAUGGUACUGAGAGUCCUGCAACACAGUCGCCAACUGGUGAGGACAACUUGUUUGUUUCAAGACAAUAUGAGGAUGGUUCGAUUGCUGUUGGUGUGGCAGAUGGGGUUGGUGGCUGGUCUGAGGCUGGCUACGAUUCAUCAGCAAUAUCUAGAGAAUUGUGCUCAUUUAUAAAAUCUAACUUUGAAACAGAUGACAACCACAGAAACGUUUCCCCAAAAGAUCUUUUAGUAAAAGCCUUUGCUGAUGUGUUGCAAUCUCCAAAGGUGGAAAUUGGUGGCACCACAGCAUGCGUAGGAAUUUUCACCGGAGAUAGGAAAUUGAAGGUUGCAAAUUUAGGUGAUUCUUGGUGUGGUUUGUUUAGAGAUUACAAGCUUAUAGAGGAGACGGGCUUUCAGACUCAUAACUUUAAUACUCCCUACCAAUUAGCCAAAAUUCCAAAAGAGAUAGUAAAGCAAGCGGAAUUACAAGGAAGAAGAUACAUCAUUGAUACACCAGAGAGUGCUGAUGAAUAUAUAUGGGAUUUACAAAAGGAUGAUGUAGUAAUGUUUGCAACUGAUGGUGUUACAGACAAUGUCAUUUCAAAUGAUAUUGAAAUAUUUUUGAGAGACCAAAUCGAGGGUAAAAGGAAUAUUGAUUUAGACGGUAUCUCUAAAACUUUCGUAAAAGAAGUAGUAAGGGUUUCUAAAGAUCAAAAUUUUCCAAGUGCUUUUGCUCAAGAGCUCUCUAAACUAACAGGUCAAAAAUAUUUGGGUGGAAAAGAAGAUGAUAUAACUGUUGUGUUGGUCAAAGUAGCUUAA